Styela clava is the source of this 783-nucleotide messenger RNA. The record is from the annotation of a RefSeq genome assembly. Lineage: Eukaryota; Metazoa; Chordata; Ascidiacea; Stolidobranchia; Styelidae.
UUGUUUCGUAUAAAUCCAUUUCAUUUAGUAGAUUCGUCUCCUUGGCCAAUUGUUAGUUCUUUUGGUGCAAUAUUUACUGCUUUUAGGUUAGUAAUUUGGUUUCAUUUAGGUACAAUCAGAAACUUGUAUUUCAGAUUGUUAAUUAUUGUGGGUGUAAUAUUUAUGUGGUGACGGGAUGUAGUUCGGGAGUCGACCAUUUUGAGAUUCCAUGUAUUAAUAGUAAUAAAAGGAUUACGUAUCGGGAUAAUCUUAUUUAUUACUUCUGAGGUUUUAUUUUUUUUUGGGUUUUUUUGGACAUUUUUUCAUUCAGGUUUAGUUAGGACCGUAGAAAUUAGGAUGGCAUGGCCGCCCUUUAUGUUGGAGGCUUUAGACCCGUUAGCCGUCCCAUUAUUAAAUACCGUUGUUCUUUUAAGUAGCAGAGUAAGUGUGACUUAUUCUCAUUAUAGUGUGGUUAGUGGACAAUUGUCCGACGGACUGGCUAGGCUUAUUAUUACUUUAUUUUUAGGUGUAUUUUUUACUAUAUUGCAGGUAUUUGAGUAUUUUCAGACUGCUUUUACUAUUGCUGACUCAGUUUACAGGAGUAUUUUCUUUAUGGCCACGGGAUUCCAUGGGUUCCAUGUAUUUGUUAGGAGUGUUUUUUUAGGAGUAUGUUUAGUUCGUAUAUGAAUAGGUCAUAUUAUUAGUGAUCAUCAUGUUAGGUAUGAAUGUGCAAUUUGAUAUUGGCAUUUUGUUGAUGUAGUUUGAAUUUUUCUUUAUACUUUUGUUUACAUGUGAAGAAGGUAA